UGUUCAGUUCAGUUCAGUUCAGUCGGUGAAGCCACGCGGUGGCGUUCAGUCGUGAGAUGGCGUGCGCGCAUCUCCUCGUGUUGGCGCAAAUCGCCUUCGCCGUAAUUAUAUUCGCAGAAGACGUACCGAAACCAAAGAAGGUAUUGGAUACAAUAAUGAACCCAGUAUAUAUCCCGCCAGAGGAGAAGCAUGGUUCAUACUGGAAGAAGUCAGCAGCGACAACCCUGAAAGCAAAGCUACACGAGACGAAGAAUAUUAAUAAGGCGAAGAACGGCAUCAUGUUUAUUGGCGAUGGGAUGUCACUGGCCACUGUAAUGGCGGCCAGGACUUACGGAGGACAAGUGGAACAAGGAUUGGGUGAAGACAACAUUUUGGAGUUUGAAACAUUCCCCGUAACCGGACUGGCUAGGACGUACUGCAUCGACGCUCAAGUGCCGGAUUCCGCGUGCACGGCCACCUCUUACCUUACUGGUGUGAAGACAAAGUACGGCGUCAUAGGGCUUGACGGCAACGUGACUAGAGGAGCAUGCCACCCGCAGCUCCACGAGAAGAAUUGGGCCUCGUCUAUUGGACAAUGGGCUUUGGAUAGUGGCCUGGAUGUAGGUCUUGUGACAACAACGCGGGUAACCCACGCGUCACCAGCUGGGAUGUACGCCCACACAUCAGAGAGGAACUGGGAGAGCGAUGCAGACGUGCCAGAUGAAUGCUUGUCUCUGGGAUGCCGGGACAUCGCAUACCAACUCAUAAUGAACAAUCCCGGUCGACAGUUUAAGGUAAUAAUGGGCGGUGGAAGGAAAGAAUUCUUCCCCAACACGACCAGUCUGCUGCUAAACGGUACGGGAGUGCGGCUUGACGGCCUCGACCUGGCGGAGAAGUGGCACGAGGAUAAAGUAGAGAAGAACGCCUCUCAUCAAUACGUCACCGACAGAGCUGAGCUGUUGAAGGUAUUCAAUUCUGAUGAUCUGCCGGAGUAUCUCCUUGGACUAUUCAACGAUGAUCAUAUGGAAUACCACUUGAAGGCACACAAUCAGCCCUCUCUAGAAGAGAUGGUUGAAGUCGCCAUUAAAAUGUUAAGUAGAAGCGAAAAAGGAUAUUUUCUGUUUGUGGAAGGUGGAAGAAUAGACCACGCACAUCAUGACAGCUACGCUCGUCUGGCUCUCGACGAGACGGUGGAAUACGCCAAAGCUGUAAAGAAAGCUAGGGCUCUGACUGAUGAGAGUGAUACCUUGAUAGUGGUCAGUUCAGACCACGCGCACACAAUGACUGUAGCAGGUUACCCCUCACGAGGUAAUGAUAUCCUGGGCGCUGUAGACACUGCAAAAGGAUUCGACGAUAAACCUUACACCACUAUCAGUUAUGCUAACGGUAAAGCGCCAUCUAUUGCCGCAGAUGGAAGAGUUGACGUUACUUUGCAGGAUAGAUUUAUAAAUGGCGCUUUGGACUAUUCGUAUCCAAGCUUGGUGCCGCUAGACUCGGAGACUCACGGCGGUGAGGAUGUUGCCGUGUUUGCCCUUGGGCCUUGGCAGCAUCUCUUCACCGCCAGCUAUGAACAAAAUGUGGUACCCCACCUCAUGGCAUAUGCAAUGUGCUUAACAGAAGAUAAACACGACAACUGCAAAAGGCAUAGACAUUUCUGGACGUCCAGCGGUGAACACAAUAGACCAAAUGUAUUUAGUUACGUAUUAAGUAUAUGUGCUGUGAUAAUUAGCUUUAGAUUUAGUUUUUAGGUUAGAAAUAAAAUUUUAUGGCAAUGUAUACUUAAGUGAAAAUCAUCGAAUUGUUACAAACAUAAGCAUUUACACGAAUAAUGUCUAUUUAAGUCAUCUCGAACAUUCUUUGAGUCAGUGUUGAAUGUUUUAAACUAGAUUUUUCUAACGAUAAAUAUAUGGCACAAGGCAUUGAUGUUGGUUUAACCUAAAAAUUGAUAAAUGAAGUACAAAUAUUAUUAAGGUUGCUUUAGAGAACAUUCCUGGAUAGAAAAUAAAAAAAUGUCUAUUUGUAAGUACAACUUUUUACAAUUCCAAAAACUCGUUUUAUAUUUUUAAUUGUUAUAUCGAAAACUGCAGGAAAGCUUAAGUAAUUAACGCAAAACAAAUAUUUUUUGGUACAAAAAAUGUUAAAUAAAAGUGAAAAUACUAAGAGUAUGAACAAUUCGGGUAAAUAAAAAUUUUAAUUUUUUAGUGCAUGCGUUUUCCGUAAGAUGGCACUGUUAUAAAUCGUAAAUGUUCUUUAUUGGAGUUAGUUGGAAAAUCGAAAUAAUAACAAUGAAUUAAAACAGAUAACCUAAAAAUUAGUGAGGAAAGCUGUAAUAGCUAAUGUAAAAAAAAUUAAACGUUCAAGUGUGUAUCGAUAUAAAAUAAGACGAAACCGCUCAAAGCCGAACAAUGUUUUUGUUUUUAAAAAAAUAUUAAUUAUGUGUUGUGUCGUGUUGUAGUUAUUCGUAUUUUUUAAUUAAUUCUGAUAUAUCUUGAUGCAAAAUAUAAUUUGCAUAGAUUAAAAAUGUAAAAGAAAUUGUACAGAAAUGUAACUUCAAUUAACAAAAAGUAUGGUUGUUACUUUAUUCAAAUGUAACUUAGAUAUAAUUUAUACUUGUAAAAUUAAGAUGGAAUCAUGUUAUACAUGUAUUAUUUGAACAUCAAACAGGAAAACCAAUAAGUAAUAAAACAUAAUUC
Molecule: messenger RNA, 2672 nt
Organism: Papilio polytes (common Mormon)
Lineage: Eukaryota; Metazoa; Arthropoda; Insecta; Lepidoptera; Papilionidae
Product: membrane-bound alkaline phosphatase-like
Exons: 8
Coding region: 57-1727 (556 amino acids)
Biological process (GO): dephosphorylation
Molecular function (GO): alkaline phosphatase activity
Source: RefSeq, a predicted model, not a curated record